AGUUUGCCAUCGAACCGUGACCACAGCGACAGAAUCGACCAAAGCCGCGCGCGCAAUUAGCCAAGUGCUCUCGCCUGACCCAUAUUCUAUCUAUCAUUCAUUGCUACACAGCGACGACUUCAUCUCAAAUACACGAUUACCCGACGCCCACAUUUGAGCUUCGCUCUACAGCCUCAGAAGGCCCUAGCUGCCUAACAGUACCUCGUUCUUUACGAAAUUGUCCGACGCCUACAUUUUGCACGAUGCCAGUGUCUCACAGACACGCCCAUCCCCGGAGGGAACUGAUCGAUGUGGUCGGCGAUAUUGUCGACGGUGCCAAUGUGGCCCCAGGCGCGAUUCCCGUUCAAGGUGAAAAGCGCGAUGCCGAUGCCCAGCAGGAUGAGGCCGGGACCAGCGUUCCCACGGUGAUCGAUGCGCCAACAAAGACCGCCAAUAUUGCUACAGCUACCGAGAUUGCCAAAGCCACCGGGCACGCGACGAAGCCAGGCGAUGAGAUCAUCGGCAAGGUUACUGCGACUGCGACGGAACCGCUCAGUGUACCUACUCAGUCCUCGUCCUCAAAGAACUCGGAUGAGCAGGUCGAGGAAGGCAUGACCGCUGGAGCCAAGGCCGGUAUCGCUUUUGGCAUCCUCGGCGGUGUGCUCCUCAUCGCCGGACUAGUCUACUUCAUUGUGAACCGACGAAAGAACCGCCAGCAGAACAACGAGGAGAAGUUCGCGCCAGCUGGCUUGGCGCCACCUCCACCGAUGAAAGACCCUGUCAAGACAUCGAGCAAGUCUCCCCGUCUCAGCCUGCGACCGGUCACACAAUUCUUCCCCAACUUCAGCGACAAGCACACCAGCAAGGGCCCCUUUGGUGCCUACUCCAUGAGCACCGCGGGUGCAUCUGGUCCAGGUAACCGCUCCCCAGGCCCCUCGCCAUUCGACCGCCCUGGGACUAGCCACAGCACGCAUCCUGCCAACCCAUUCGGCAACCAAGCUGAACGUGCGGCUUCACCGAUCACGGAGGAACACAGCAUGUACGCCCGCAACACGCCUCCUACCCCGGAUAGGAGUGCCAAACCGUUACCCUCCAUUGGUCGCCAGCAGUCCAUGCGUACUGAUCGCGCGAGGAAUCUUGACCUAACCCUGCCGGAGUCGAGGGGCCCACCCAGCCCUGCAGGUACAGAGUUCAGCAUGUCAUCCAUUGCUCCUGGUGCAGGUUCUGCUGCUCCAUCAAGUGGCGCUGCUGCGAUCGCAGCCGCCGGCGGUCCCCAGAACACUCAUGUCCACCGUGUUCAGCUUGACUUCAAGCCUAGUUUGGAAGAUGAAAUGGAGCUUCGCGCGGGCGAGCUGGUCCGACUUCUGCACGAAUAUGACGACGGCUGGGCGCUUUGCAUCAAGCUUGACCGUUCUCGCCAGGGUGUCGUGCCACGAACUUGCUUGUCAACUCGCCCUGUGAAGCCUAGGCCACCCCAGGGCGGUGCUCGCGGGCCCUCUGUCAACCCCAACGGACGUCCCGCGUCACCAGCUCACUCUAUGAAUGGACCUGGACGCUCGGCAUCGCCUGCGGGUUUCCGGUCCCAAUCGCCUGCCGGGGGUCGAUCACAAUCGCCAGCAGGGCGCCCUCGCGCACCUAGCAAAAGCCACGGGCCGAGCCCCAUGAACCCCAAUGCUAGGCCAAACCGUCCGGCGUCUCCCGGGUCAGUGUUUGGCCAGGCCAUGUGAAGAGGAAUCAGUACAGCCACCUGAAUUGCAUAAACUUAAUCAUCAUCUGCGACAAGGGCCGUCGAAAGAAGAAGACGGUUAAUAGGAAAGGCGUUCGAUAUUUGCUGUGGAUCAGCUGAGCAUUUCGUUGUGUGCGGCCCAUAUGGAUGGGCCGGGGAGUUCUCUUUUUUUUUUUUACCUCGUCAGGGGUUUCAUUCUCAACACUCGCUGGUCACACCUAUUACCCCUGUUAUGAGAUUUGGUCUCAAGAGGCUUUAUUUCUUUUUCUAGUGCUUUGCAUGCUUUCAUGUAUUGACGAGGCGCCAGACGUCUGCAUUUGCUCAAGGCGAGAUGUCGAAAGCUGUGUUGUUUGCUUGGGAACUAGCAAGCCAACACUUUGAUGAGAUAGAUGAUUGA
Messenger RNA from Emericellopsis atlantica, 2102 nucleotides. Its product is annotated as SH3 domain protein. The record is from RefSeq and is a predicted model, not a curated record. NCBI's taxonomy places the organism in Eukaryota, Fungi, Ascomycota, Sordariomycetes, Hypocreales, Bionectriaceae. The coding region runs from base 243 to 1706 and encodes 487 amino acids. Gene Ontology annotation, molecular function: protein binding. The transcript has 2 exons.